GUACUCCCUAACAUCACGUUUCCUGUAGCUUAACUAGCAAUAGCUAGUUCCGUAGAAGGAGAUUUUUCUGUGAUUUGAUGUACGCAGUUAUAUGAACUCAUUUAUUCUGAAAAUGCUGGCGAUUGAAGGCUGAUGUUAAGUGGAUCUAUAAUACAGGGUGUUUUUCAUCCGCUGUUGAACUCAUAUGUAGUCAUCAACAUGUCUGUGUAAGAGAACUUUAAAUAGGAUUGCUAGCUAGCUAGCUAACUGACGUUGUCAAUAAAUGCAAAAACUGGGUAAGAUUUGCUGUUACUUUACAAUAUAGCUGGCGUUUAAGAACAACCAGGUUGCUCACACAUAACACGUACAAAGCUGUCUGUCCUAGAAUGUUUACUUUAACCAAAGUUAACAUGUUAGCUGCAGCUGGAGUAUGGCGGCGGUGCAUUAACAUUACUAUUAGAAGUUUGAACGGGGCGAAAGUCGUUACCAGAGGAUUUGUGUCCUCCGAGAACGCUGAAGAAUCGGGCAAAGCCGACAGUGAUGUAUACGACAUAAUAAUAUCCGGUGGAGGAAUGGUGGGGACUGCGAUGGCAUGCUCUGUAGGCUUUGAUCCAAAUUUGCAAGGCAGCAAGAUUCUGCUGCUGGAAGCAGGCUCAAAGAAAGAAAUGGACAAGGCACCAGAUGUGUACAGCACAAGGGUCAGCUCCAUCAGUCCAGGCUCUGCUACCCUCCUCAGUGGUCUUGGUGCUUGGGAUCAUAUUGUCAAUCUAAGAUGCAAACCCUAUCAAAAAAUGCAGGUUUGGGAUGCUUGUUCAGACGCCUUGAUUACGUUCGAUAAGGAGAAUCUGCAGGACGAGAUGGCGUACGUUGUGGAGAAUGAUGUCAUCGUAGCCGCCCUCACCAAGCAACUGCACGCUCUCUCUGACCAAGUUGAAGUGCAGUACAGAACUAAAGUGGUGAAGUACACCUGGCCCAGGCCUUACCAUGCGGUCACCUCAAUCCCAUGGGUGAAGGUGACCUUAGCCGAUGGACGAACUCUGAAGACCAAGCUGCUGAUUGGGGCUGACGGCUCCAACUCCAUGGUCCGGAGGGAGGCAGGGAUCCCCACUGUCAAGUGGAAUUAUGACCAGUCUGCCGUAGUAGCUGUCCUGCAUUUAUCUGAGCCCACUGAAAACAACGUGGCAUGGCAGAGGUUUCUCCCAACAGGACCCAUUGCAAUGCUCCCGCUGUCAGACAGAGAGAGCUCCCUGGUCUGGUCCACCUCUCAUCAGCAUGCAGAGGAACUCUUACAGAUGGAUGAGGAGAGCUUUGUGGAUGCCAUAAACUCUGCAUUUUGGAGUAAUGAGAACCAGUCUGAGCUGGUAGAGGCUGCUGGUUCCCUGUUCCGCGCUGCUCUAUCCUUCUUGAUGCCCGAUGGCACGUCCACCCGUCAGCUUCCACCCAGCGUGGCGGGUGUGGGUCCAAAGAGCCGGGUCAUGUUCCCUCUAGGGAUGGGACACGCCUCCGAGUACAUCCGCCAUAGAGUGGCCCUCAUUGGGGAUGCUGCACAUAGAGUACACCCUUUAGCAGGCCAGGGUGCCAAUCUGGGUUUUGGGGAUGUGUCCUGCCUGGCACGGGUGCUAAGUCAAGCAGCCUUUAAUGGGAAAGACCUUGGAGAAAUGCAGCACCUUCUGGAGUAUGAGACGGAGCGUCAGCGGCACAAUCUGCCCAUGAUGGCCGCCACUGACCUCAUGAAGAGGCUCUACUCUACUAACGCUGCCCCCAUGGUGCUACUGAGAACCUUGGGUAUACAGGCCACUAAUGCACUGCCGCCUCUCAAAGAGCAGAUUAUUGCAUAUGCCAGCAAGUAAAAUGGUACUUGCACCCUGGAGCCACUUGUGUGAUGCGUCUUCAAGAUGCCUUGGCAACUUUGGCUAUAGAAUGUAAAAGUGUAAAUUAAUAAAUUUAUAUUUGAACACCUAA
This is a messenger RNA of Electrophorus electricus (electric eel), 1941 nucleotides long. It is a transcript of the gene coq6, whose product is annotated as coenzyme Q6 monooxygenase. The record is from RefSeq and is a predicted model, not a curated record. NCBI's taxonomy places the organism in Eukaryota, Metazoa, Chordata, Actinopteri, Gymnotiformes, Gymnotidae. Gene Ontology annotation, biological process: ubiquinone biosynthetic process. Gene Ontology annotation, cellular component: mitochondrion. Gene Ontology annotation, molecular function: FAD binding; 4-hydroxy-3-all-trans-polyprenylbenzoate oxygenase activity.